Fusarium coffeatum is the source of this 936-nucleotide messenger RNA. RefSeq lists its product as uncharacterized. Lineage: Eukaryota; Fungi; Ascomycota; Sordariomycetes; Hypocreales; Nectriaceae. The transcript has a single exon. The record is from RefSeq and is a predicted model, not a curated record. Gene Ontology annotation, molecular function: 3'-5'-RNA exonuclease activity. The coding region runs from base 1 to 936 and encodes 311 amino acids.
AUGAAGUUUAUUACUCUUCUUUCUAGCGCUGUAGCUGUUGCUGCGGCGCCUCUAUCGCGUACUGCUGAUGUGCGACUCAUGACUUACAACAUCCGUCUGGCCCCAAACCACCCCGAAAGCGGCGAGGAACUUUGGCCCGUUCGUCGACCACGACUGGUUUCGCAACUAAACUUCGAAACUUCCGGACGACCAGAAUCUCUUGUUUGUAUGCAAGAAGCAACAUACCCCCAAAUUCAAGAUCUUCAACAAGAUCUCGGCGACGAGUGGGACUACUAUGGUGUAGGACGCAAAGGCGGCCACGGCGGAGAGUUCUCUCCCAUCUUUUAUCGUCAUUCCGUCUGGAACAUGGAAGAGUCGAAAACAUACUGGCUCAGUAAUACACCAGAGAAAGUCGGUUCGAGAGGGUGGGAUGCUGCAUUCCCUAGAAUUGUUACAGUUGCGCGGUUCCAACAUAUCAGUACUGGAAACCGCCUGGUCUAUAUGUGCACACACCUCGACCACAAAGGAAAACGAGCUCGUGAAAACUCGGCAAAGCUUCUUUCUUCUAUGUCUGAUGAGUGGUCUGACUACAAUAACGAAAUCCUUCCUGUUUUUAUUGGUGGUGAUCUCAACUCAUCACCCGACGAGCCGGCUUACCAGCAUCUCGCCAAAGCCAUGAACGACGUCAAGAGCGUUAUCCCACUCGCCAAGCGCUUUGGUCAUUCUACAUAUACAUACACAGGAUUCACUGUCAAUCCAUCAGACGAUAUGGAUCUGGAUCAUAUUUUCGUCAGAGACCCGAGCGGAAUCCAGUUCAAGUCUUUCGCUGUUCUCAGCAAUCUGUUUGAGGAUGGUGUCUUCAUUUCCGACCAUCGGCCGGUGGUGGUGGACUUAAGGCUGAGCCAUGUUAGUCGCAAACAGCGAAGAGAAGCGGCUGCAUCUGGGAAGAAAGAGUAG